Messenger RNA from Closterium sp. Naga37s-1, 1008 nucleotides. Lineage: Eukaryota; Viridiplantae; Streptophyta; Zygnematophyceae; Desmidiales; Closteriaceae. The record is from the annotation of a GenBank genome assembly.
AUGCGGAAGCAUCAACGCACAAGGAAGCACCGCCGCGCUCUGCGCAGACAGAGGACAGCCGAGGCGGCGCUCAAAGCUAACCGCCGGAUUGACGACAACAAGAAGGUGAAAGACGUCGAGAAGGAGCGCCUGCUCGCGCUAUUUGAGACGGCACUCUUCAUCGCUAAGUCCGACGCCCCGAUCGAGAUGUACGUCGACCUCGUCCAACAUCUAGCGCAGCGUGGCACACCGGGCUUCCCAAAGAGCAGUUAUGGUGCCUACUAUACGACGGAAGCGCUUGCUGCAAAGGAGGCGGCUAAGGCACUACCCGAGCUUGGCAUAAUCGACGCGGUUAUCCGCGCAGUGGCGGAAGAUCUCGGCAGAUCCAGCAACUCCAACCGCAAGUUCAAGGAGCUGCAGGAAGUGUUCACGCAUACCAACCUCGAGGUCCAGGGGAUCCACAGCGUCCGCUGGUUGAGUCGCGGCGAUGCAAUCGCACGAUCCGUACGCGUUCUGCCUGCUGUCAUCGUUAUGCUCGAGGAGUCGGACAAGACGAUGUACCACUUAGUAACGUCGUUCAAGUUUCAUUACUUCCUGUUCUUCUUGGCAGAUGUGCACACGGCACUCAACGCGCUCAACUUGCUAUUCCAGAAGCGACAGGUCGACCUCACUGCAGUGCACUCCCAGGUGAGGCGGACCAUCAUCUACAUGGAGCAGAGGUACCUGAACUGUGGCCAGCAGUUUGGCGGUGGGACCAGUGAGCUGCUGUCUGCUUUCCUUGCGCGGCACGCCUCGCCCGACUGCCGUGAAAUGACUGUGGAAGGGGUGGACAAGGAGGGUCAGCCCCGUGUACACAAGUUCCAGCUGCACGAGGAGGCAGUCAAGGGAUACACCACCAGCAGCGGGGACAUGCAAGGCUGCUACACCUGCUGCCGCUCAUUCGCCCGCGAGCUGGUGUACAACCUCGAGCUGCGCUUGGGAGACCUGACGCGCUUGAACGGGGCGAAGCUCUUCAUGCCCCGCUCUUAG